AUGGCAUUGAAAAAUCAAACGGGCUAUGUGAAUGAUAGUAUUGGUAUUAAAGUAGAAGGCGAGUUAGGAGAUUUCCAAAUAAUUGAAGAAAACAGCGACAGUGAUGAUGAUGUCGAGAUAGAUAGCAAAAGUUCAAGGACGACUGGCGCUCUUGCCACCAUCCCUUCAGUCCCACCAAGUUUAGUGAAGCCAAACAGUAGUCCAAUACAGGGCAAUGUGGCAGUUAGUAACUCUGAGAAUGUUGUGAUUGGUAACAACACUUAUUUCAAUGGACCUGUUAUUAUCAAGCAAGUUAUACAAAAUGCACCAGGUUUAGAGAACCCUUCUUAUGUUAAAACUGAUGAUGAAGACAUUCCUACACAAAAGUAUGAGAGAGAAACAAAAAAUAAUAAAUCUAUCAAGAAGUUUCAUAUAAGAAAAUGGCACAAGAUAACUUUUUCAGCAGUAUGUGUAGUAAUACUUGGUGGCAUAUUUGCAAUAUUGUCAAUAAUACUUAGCAAUUCUACUCAGGAUGAUAUUAGUUCUUCUUCGCCAAUGUCUGAGGAAGACAACACCUCAAGGACACCAAACUACACAAAGGUGGUGGGAUUGUUCUAUGAAAACUUAAACUUAAUUAUAUUUACAAUUAUAUUGACGCCAUUAACAUUCCUGUUGAUGUUUUAUACAUUACUAACAUUGGAUGACUCUGGUGAUAAGAGUGUGGUCACCCGUAUUGAGAGGCAUAGGAAAAAGAGAGACUACGAAGCGAUAGAGGAUGAUAGUGAUCCCUACAUGAAACCUAUCAAAGCUAAUCCGUUGUUGAUAGCACCAGAUCACCUUAGGAUAGUACCUAGAUCUGACUGGUUAGCACAACCAGUCGAGAAGCAGUUAGUUAAGAUCAUACAGCCCGUGCCCUGGGUCAUCAUAUCGCACACGGCUACUGAAAGUUGCAAAACACAGAGUGAAUGUGUUCUGCGCGUGCGGCUCAUACAAAUGUUCCACAUUGAGUCAAGAAAGUGGGACGACAUCGGCUACAACUUUUUAGUAGCGGGCGACGGGUCCGCGUACUACGGCCGCGGCUGGGACUACGUCGGGGCGCACACGAUGGGCUACAACCGGUACAGCAUUGGGAUAAGUUUCAUCGGAACAUUCAACAAUGAUCCUCCUCCUCAGAACCAAAUAGACGCUUGCAUCAAGCUGCUCAAACGGGGAGUAGCAAUUGGUAAACUCGCGAAAGACUAUAAACUGUUUGCACACAGACAACUGGCGUCUACUCUUAGUCCUGGUGACAAGUUGUACGAUAUUAUAAAAGAAUGGCCGCACUUCGUUACGAACGUUACAAACCCCUCUGAGUUAGUCCCGAAAUAUGAUUGA
Messenger RNA from Spodoptera littoralis (African cotton leafworm), 1353 nucleotides. The record is from the annotation of a GenBank genome assembly. Lineage: Eukaryota; Metazoa; Arthropoda; Insecta; Lepidoptera; Noctuidae.